This is a messenger RNA of Corythoichthys intestinalis (scribbled pipefish), 5618 nucleotides long. Its product is annotated as gastrula zinc finger protein XlCGF26.1-like. Lineage: Eukaryota; Metazoa; Chordata; Actinopteri; Syngnathiformes; Syngnathidae. The record is from RefSeq and is a predicted model, not a curated record. The transcript is spliced from 2 exons. Gene Ontology annotation, molecular function: DNA-binding transcription factor activity, RNA polymerase II-specific; RNA polymerase II cis-regulatory region sequence-specific DNA binding. Gene Ontology annotation, cellular component: nucleus. Gene Ontology annotation, biological process: embryo development; regulation of transcription by RNA polymerase II. The coding region runs from base 408 to 1955 and encodes 515 amino acids.
ACAUCUGUGUUUCCACGCACGGCACAUUUUCAGUUCUUUCAUGUUCCUGUCUUCUAAUCAAACGCACUCCUCCAAAGCGUUCUCAUUGGGUAAGUACCGGCGUACGUGGCGUUUAAUGGACUAUAAAGUCUCAAUUUAAAGCUUAGCGGAAGUCGUUUGGCUUUAUGUUGAAGUUUACCAGGCUCGCUUAAUUUCAUUUAGUGGUGUUUAGUUUAGCUUGCUAGCCAAGACACGUUAACCCAUUUCGAUUAGAUAUAAAUGAAUUAUUAACAGGCUCAAGGUUCAAAUUACAAAUGCACAAUACAACGCAAUGCAAAGAAAGUUACUUGGACGAAUUACAGAGGAUUAAAAGACACUUGUGACGGAUGAUGUAGAUGUCACAGUAGAAGAUCUUGACACUGAGAAGCAUGACCCACCCACCUCACGUUAAAAAGGAGGAGUUGGAGAUGUCGUACAUCAAACAGGAGACGGAGCCAGAGCUCCCCUACAUUAAAGAAGAACCGGAAAAUGAAAUCACUACGUUUCCAAUGAUUGUCAGUGUGAAGACUGAAGAAGAAGAAGGUGCAAGUGAAGAGAGCGGAGCAGCAAAAUCUUCAAGCGACAGCUCGUUUCCACACCUGACAACAAAAGGUGAGGGACGACCACAACCGGACGACCUGUUAGCGGCGCUCUCGGACAGCGAUGACAUAACAUCACACUCUUCUGACACUGACACUAAUGAGGAGGAUGUUGACUUUGACCAAAAUGCUUCGAAAUCUUUAAACAUGUCAUCAUUGAAAAGAGUCCCAAAAGAAUUUGUGGGUGGGAAACCUUUUGCCUGCUCAAUUUGUGAGAAAAGAUUCACGAAGAAGGCAAAUUUAGACAUGCACACAAGAACACACAAUGGAGAGAAGUCUUUCACCUGCUCAAUUUGCUAUAGAAAAUUUCGUUGGGAGCAUCAGUUAACAUCACACACAAGAACACACACCAGAGAGAGGCCUUUUGCCUGCUCAGAAUGUGAUUUAACAUUCAAAAGAAAGUCUGAAUUAAACAGACACACAAGAAAACACACCGGGGAGAAACCUUUCGCUUGCACGAGUUGCGGUAAAAGUUUUACUUGGCUUCAACAGUUAAAAAGACACACUGUAAUACACACUGGUGAAAAACCUUUUUCCUGCUUACUUUGCUUGAAAAGAUUUCCUACAAAGGAACAGUUCACGAGACACACGUAUACGCACACUGCAAAAAAGCCAUCUGCCUCCGCAACUUGUGGCGAAACAUUCACCAGUAAGAAAGAAUUAAAAAAUCACUCAACAAAACACACUCGGGAGAAAUGUUUCGCCUGUACAUUUUGUGAUAAAAGGUUCACAGAGAAGAAAAGUUUAAAGUAUCACACAAGAAAACACACCGGAGAGAAGCCUUUUGCCUGCUCACUUUGCGAUAAAAGAUUUUCUUGGAGGCGUCAGUUAACAAUACACACGCGUACGCACUGUAAGGAGAAACCUUUUGCCUGCACAUUUUGUGAGAAAAGAUUCACGAAGAAGGAAAAUUUAGACAUGCACACAAGAACACACAAUGGAGAGAAGUCUUUCACCUGCUCACUUUGCUAUAGAAAAUUUGGUUUGGAGCAUCAGUUAACAUCACACACAAGAACACACACCAGAGAGAGGCCUUUUGCCUGCUCAGAAUGUGAUUUAACAUUCAAAAGAAAGUCAGAAUUAAACAGCCACACAAGAAAACACACCGGGGAGAAACCUUUCGCUUGUACGAGUUGCGGUAAAAGUUUUACUUGGCUUCAACAGUUAAAAAGACACACUGUAAUACACACUGGUGAAAAACCUUUUGCCUGCUUACUUUGCUUGAAAAGACUUCCUACAAAGGAACAGUUCAUGAGACACACGUGUACUCACACUGCAGAAAAGCCUUCUGCCUCCGCAACUUGUGGCGAAACAUUCACCAAUAAGGAAGAAUUUUAAAAUCACUCAACCAACCACACUCGGGAGAAAUGUUUCGCUUGCACAUUUUGUGAUAAAAGGUUCACAGAGAAGAAAAAUUUAAAGUAUCACACCAGAACCCACACAGGAGAGAGGCCUUUUGCCUGCACCCUUUGUGCUAAAAGAUUUUUUACGAAGCAACUGUUAAAAAAACACACGUAUACUCACACUGGGGAAAAACCUUUUCACUGCUCAGUUUGUAGUAAAAGGUUCAUCACAAAGUUUGAAUUAAACACUCACUCAAGAAAACACAGCGGGGAGAAACCCUUCGCUUGCGAAGUUUGCAGUAAAACUAUUACCUUUAAGGGAACACUAAGAAAACACGCCAAGACCCACUCUGUGGCGAAAACCUUUUCCUGAGCGGUUUGCGGUUAAAGAUUCACGAGCAAGCAGUGUUGUCUUCGGCAGCCCUUUUAGUUUUCAUCUUUCGGGAGAAAAUGCUUUUUCGUCUUCGUCUAGUUUUGGUCGACGUUUACUCGAAAUGUUUUUGAAACAGAAUUUUCUGUCCAAAAAUAAAUAAAGGUUUUCAACAAUUUUGAAUGAACAUUGACAGACGAGCACAUAUUGUAGCGCCUACUAGGAAACGGUAUACAGGAUGUCCAUAAAGUCUCUUUACCAUUUCAAAAAUUCAUUAAAAAUGCAGUUGAUUAGAUAUUUUAUUCAGAUAUGUUAUAUUGUUUUCCGAGUUUAUUGACGUUUUUUUUUUUUUUUUUUAACCUCUUUUGAUACUUCUACAUGGGCACCAUUAGUUGCACGAAGCACGUCAAGACGGUACUCGAUUAUCUUGCCAUGUUCCCUGUAGCAUAGCCUCAUCAAUUGUGGCAAUGGCAUCAGUAAUCCUUCGUUUAAGGUCAGUAAUGUCCCUUAUCUUUGUUCGAUACACGAUAUCUUUAACAUAGUCCCAUAGAAAGAAGUCUAGGGGAGUGAUAUCUGGUGAACAUGGCGGCCAAGGAAUUGGCCCAUCCCCUUCCAAUCCAUCCGUCUGGAAAGGUUUGCUUGAGGAACCCACGAACAUGCAGCCUCCAAUGAGGUGGUGCACCAUCUUGCUGAAAAAUGAUGGUUGGUUGACGGUCAUUCAGUUGUGGUGCCACAUAUUCAGUUAAAAGAUCAAGGUAAACAUUUGCAGAAAUUGAUGUCUCGAAGAAAAAUGAACCAAUUAUUUGAUUGCACAUUCACUUUUGGGCUAUUACGCUUAAUUUCUCUAGUCAAGUGGGGGUGUUCUGAAUCCCAGAUUCUUACAUCUUGUUUGUUUAGUUUCCCUGAAACAUGAAAGGUUGCUUCAUCACUAAAACAAACUCGUCAAAUGCAGUGUAAUAAAAAACUUGCUGAAUACAAUAGAACAAAUCUGAAUAAAAUAUCUAAUCAAUUGCAUUUUUAAUAUUUUUUUAAAUGUUAAAGAGACUUUAUGGACAGACACCCUGUAUUAUUUUCUAUUAAUUAAACCCAACUGGGUGCCACAAACUGUAAACCAGCUACGUUUUGUGUGUUGUGAUCACUUGCCUUUAAGGUAAAAAUAUUCUCAUGUGUUUCAAAACAAGCAAGCCAGGAGCAAAGCCUGGCUUAAAGGACAUCAUAAACAGCAGUGAGUACAUGUCAAAUGAGUGACAUGACCCAAACACUGCAAUGUUUCAGCCUGAUAUACUACUCGUUCAAUAAGAAAAUGUCACGCAUUGUGAACAUACGAAAAAAACUGGUGUAUUUUCAUCUCUUUCUUGUCUCGUGAGACAAAAACUGGCAUUCGUCUCAUCAUCGUUAAACAAUUGUUGGUCUACGAAAUCUUUUCAUGAUCGUUGACGAAAACAACAAUGCUUAGUUAAAAUAUUUCUCUUUGCAUGUGCCUAUUCAUGAAUGCUCCAAUAUGUUUUAAUUGAACUAGUUCCUUUUUAUUUGUCUUCAUUUGUUUUAUGAUUUGGGUUUUCCUUUUCACUUCUUUCUGUAUUUUACCGUAUACUGUAGAACACUCUGAAUUACCUUGUACAUUACACUGGCUAUUUGAAUAAACUUGCUUUCUUAUUAAUCUUGUGCAUUGUGAUAUUUUAAAACUGGCUUCAUAAUCGAAUUACAAGACAUUUUUAUUAUCAGUGCAUGUAAUGCAAAAUCUACCAUCUAUAAUAUUGUUUUUUUCCCAAUGGCGUUUUUUCAGCGUGCCGCCCACCCAAAACCAUGUUUAUGUACCAAAACGACCGGAAUACUCAUGCAACGUAGGCUUUUUUGUUUGACAUGCCAAGCUUUACCGUUCACCCCACAAUAUUUUAAAUUAAAAAGUGAAAUUUCAAAACACUACUUGGCCUAAAGCAGGGGUGCCCAAGUCCGGUCCUUGAGAGCCCCUAUCCAUCUUGUUUUCCAUGUCUCCCUCCUUUAACACACCUGAAUCAAAUGAUCAGCUCAUCAGCAAGCUCUGCAGCAGCCUGGUAAUGAUCCUAAAGUUUUGUCCAAAACACAUCAUUUACACAUCAAAAAAAUUCAGGAAGCUAACUGAACUGGCACAAAAGUUUACAUUUUUUCCCCCUGAAAAUAUAUGGUUCAACAAAAUUUUCCCUAAAAAAAUCCCAUUCAAUUCCUCAAAAAAACUUUCACUACUAUUGAUUUUCAAGCCAAUUGAAUCAAUAUCAGCAGGAAGAUACCUCUGAAUCCCCCAAAAUCAACAGGAAGUGAUCCUAUAACAACAGUAAGUGACCAAGAAAUGACCCCAGAUCAAGAGGAAGUGACCAAUUAACAGGAAGUGACCUGAUAUCAACAAGAGGUGACCCUGAAUUGCCCCGAAAUAAACAGGAAGUGACCCCGAAAUGCUUUAAAAGAAACAGGAAGUGACCCAAUAUACCCACCAAUUUCUCCACAUACAGGGUGAAUGAAAAGUAACUCCCUAUUUCAAAAAUACAUAGAACUUUUUCAAAUGUUGUAAUUUUGUUCUCAAUUUUGUGUGUAUGACCCUUGAUCUAUGGGAAUUAAAUCUGUGUUCUCAUUUUCUUUUCGGAUCUAUUAAUUUGAGAUUUCACAGCCCUACAAACACAAUUUUUAAACAUUUCUUGAACAACUUGCACUACCCUCAGGUCCCUGCAACUUAAAAGAGCGACCGCUUCUUAAUGAGAAGUUCUGAUUGUCUUAGCCUCAACUUAAGCAUGUCUUCUUUUUUUUUUUUUUUUUUUUUAAACCUGUCCUGUUCAGCUGUUUGACACAGAGAAUGGAAGUCUAAGUGCCCGGAUUCUGAACAGUUUUAAUGUUUCACAUGGAGAGUCUGACAUACUCCCAUUGUGAUCAUUCAAAAUACCUUUUUAUUAUGACAAAGCAGCGAACAGGAAGAGAUUAUGGGGGGACAGAAGAAAAGAAAUACAAGAGAAGAAAGAAAAGAAACAUACACAAACAACAACAAGAAAUACAUUGAACAUCUAAACUAGUUACUAAUAUGCUGGUGCUAUCGUCAGCGAGAUGUAUUUCCGGUUUACACCAUGUGGGGGCCAAUUGGCCAGUGAAAGAGGAGAAUGGGGGUGGGGGUGUCUAUAAGACUAUAAGCUAAGUGAUUGAAAGGGGUAGAGUGUACACAAAUCAGUUCUGUGAUCUAGAACCCAGUAAUCGUGUGAAUCUCUUAUGAGUGUAAGCCCGUUGGCGACCAGCCCUACGCCGCCGCAUCGCCAAUCCCGGCACCGG